This is a messenger RNA of Papilio polytes (common Mormon), 710 nucleotides long. It is a transcript of the gene vnc, whose product is annotated as N-alpha-acetyltransferase 10. Gene Ontology annotation, biological process: N-terminal peptidyl-glutamic acid acetylation. Gene Ontology annotation, molecular function: protein-N-terminal-glutamate acetyltransferase activity; protein N-terminal-serine acetyltransferase activity. The transcript has 5 exons. The record is from RefSeq and is a predicted model, not a curated record. Gene Ontology annotation, cellular component: NatA complex. Lineage: Eukaryota; Metazoa; Arthropoda; Insecta; Lepidoptera; Papilionidae. The coding region runs from base 152 to 685 and encodes 177 amino acids.
ACAUUUAAUUGAUUUCAAAUUUUAGGUUAGGCGCCUUGUCUUAUUCUUUUGGAAGCAAAUAGAAGUUGACGGGAAGAUUUCAUACGUACGAUUUUAUUUAAUAUUUGUUUAGAUCACCUAAAGGAAUAUAGAAGUAAAUAAGUUGGUCAAAAUGAAUAUACGCUGUGCACGUCCAAAUGAUCUUAUGAAUAUGCAGCAUUGCAAUUUGCUGUGUCUACCUGAGAAUUAUCAGAUGAAAUAUUACUUCUAUCAUGGCCUUUCGUGGCCACAACUGAGCUAUGUAGCUGAAGAUGAAAAAGGACACAUUGUAGGCUAUGUGUUGGCAAAAAUGGAGGAAGAUGGUGAAGAUAAUCGUCAUGGACAUAUCACUUCCUUAGCAGUGAAGAGAUCACACAGGCGCCUCGGCCUUGCACAAAAACUUAUGAACCAAGCAUCACUUGCCAUGGUUGAAUGUUUCCAGGCAAAAUAUGUAUCACUUCAUGUGAGAAAAAGCAACAGAGCAGCUCUCAAUCUUUACACAAACUCUUUAGGUUUUAAAAUUCUUGAAAUUGAACCUAAAUAUUAUGCGGAUGGAGAGGAUGCAUUUUCCAUGAUGAGAGACCUUAGUACUUUUGCUGUGGAUAAUAAGACAGAUAGUGACAAUCUGGAAAUUAAAUCUGAGUCCGCUAUUGUGUCACAGUGUUAAAUCAUAAUAAAUAAUUGACAAGUAA